CCGCGGUCUCUCAGUCCGGGAAGUGUCAGGGCUGGAGUGGAGGCUGGUUAUGGGAGGCGAGUAUAGAGCGGCUAGAGCAGCCGGAGCUCCAGAUUCACUUUAAUUAGAGCGGAACAGAGCGCUGCCAACAUGACCAACGUGUACUCUUUUGACGGAAUCCUUGUGUUUGGGAUUCUGUUCAUUUGCACGUGUGCGUACCUGAAAAAGGUCCCUCGUCUGAAUAGCUGGCUUCUGUCGGAGAAGAAGGGGGUGUGGGGAGUCUUUUACAAAGCUGCGAUCAUUGGGACGCGACUGCACUUUGCCGUGGCGCUGUCCUGUUUGGGGAUGGCGUUCUACCUGGUCUUCCUGAAAUGACACGCACAGAGCAGCUGCAUGGACACUGUUUGGACAAUGUGCCCUGGAAUGCAAUUGAAAAUGGGGUACUGGCAAGUGCUGCCAUCUGCUGGUGAGGCGGCACACAGGCUCUGCUCCACCGUUCUGGCUCCUGUGUGGCCUCCACAUACACAGAUACACAUCCACAGUUCAAAUUCCGACUGAAGUGAAGUUUCCCUUGAUGAUUUGAUGAUUUGCUUUAGGCUUGACUUGGAGAAAGAUGACCCCAGGACAUGAUAUACAGAAAUGUGUCUAUCCUGAUUGAGUGUCAAAACAGAUAAAAACUAUGUAUUGGGACAAACAACUCCCCUCAAUAAGCCUGUGUGUUUAAAUAUUCAUCCUGUAACUUAACUGGGUAGAAAGUAUGUUUUGGGCCAAAAUGAAGAAACACUAUUAUCUUUUUUUUUCUGGAUUAUUUACAAUGGAUCCUUUUAAGGAGGGAAAAAGUUUGUGGGUCUUUUUUUUUUGUCUUGGCUGUACAUAAUAUUCAGUCGUUUGAUUGAUCUUAGCUUUCUUAAAACAUGCUAUCAUUUGGCACUGCUGUGCUAACAUUAUAAUAAAUGUUCUAUCACCCAUUUUUAAACUAGCAAACUUGGGGCCCAUCCACACGUAUCUGGAUAUUUUAAAAACUAAAAGUUUUUGACUGAGUUUUAUCACAUUCAUAGAAAAAUGUUUUCACACCAGAAAGUCUGGAACAGAGCCCGGAACCAAAUGCGUUUGUUACAUUGUAUACUGUACAUUUAGUCAUUUUUGUUUAUUGAGCACUCUAAAUAACUUUGAUGCAUUUUGUCAUCAUCACUAAUGUGGUCAAUCCCUCUAUACCCUACACUGAUUGGCUUGUUGAAGGGUGUGUGUAGGAUGGUGGUAUGUUGUCAAUUUCGUGAGUUGCCUUUUCCUCCCACUGCCUAGAAUAUGACCCCCUUCAAAUGGGCAGGCGAAAGUUCCGCAAAGGAACGACUGUAACAGGUUCCACUCAGAUUCCUUUUAUUUCUGGCUUAUAAAGAAGGGUUAAUCUACAGUUACAGUAUAUACAGAAAUUAUAAACUUAAUCUACCACCUUGUCACACUGCAGACAAGGUGGUAGAUUCAGACUGAAACCACCUCUUCUGGUCAGCUCAGAUUUUGAUAAUUUGUCCCAGAAUGUGGUUUGUGGCACUUUUCAUGUGUGCUAUUUUGGUUUAAACCAAACUGCACUGAAAACACUCUUCAGUGUAGUUGUCAUGUGAACAGGGAAAACAAGAAAACACAAUGAACAAGGUCACAUUGCAAGCAUUUGUCUGGCUGACUCUCAUAACCUCCUUACUGUCUAUGUAGUGAAUUAUACAAGUCAUAAAACGUUGGCAUCUGUGUGCAGGUACCACUAGAUUUCAGAUUUCCACAUAUUAAUAAUUAAAUUAAUAAUUAGUAAUAAGAAGUAAUUUGAGUAUUUUUUUUCUACUUUGUGGUGUGUUGAUACUUUUGCCCCUUUCUAGUCAGAAGUAGUGUCAAAUACAGAGAAAGAGAUAUCUUAUUUUUUUAUUAAAAAUCCAGAUACAUGUGGACAGGGCCUUUAGCUCUAUGGGAUGAAUUGGAGGCCUUUAAAUCUUUGUUCCUGAUCAAGAUAUUAACUAAAAGAUAUCAAAAUAUUCACCAGUUUCCAUCUUCUGCAGUUGGAUUUGCACGUGACAUUACUGUACCUUUCACACUCUAUCAUAUGUCUCACAUGGUGGUCAUUCUGUAAAUACACAUCCUUAUUCUCUACCUGUGCAGAAGGAUCAGUACAAUAUGAUGGGAGUGGAAUGUUUGAUAUACAUUGUAAAUAUAUGUGAGAAAUAUAGAUAUACAUUAUUGGGAACCUUCAGAAACAUUGUAAUGGUCUGGGUGGGGUUCUUUUGUUUUAUUUUCUAAAGCAAUACUUUGCUAACUAAUUUGUGGUGUCUCGGUUUUUAGUGAGAUUUAGCAGAAUGUCACUUUUAAUAAAGUUGGAAAUUGGCUCACAUACUUCACUUAUUUAAUCCGUAAACACUUAGUAAAUGCCAAAGUGGUCAUAGCCUUGAUGUCAACAUUGAUGCUGUGCUGUUCUUAUGAAGCAUCUUUGCUAGCUAAUGUAAAACUGAAGGUUUUGGAAUCCUUGUUUUUUUUGUAUUUCAAAUAAAGAUUAUACAUCCUUUCA
Molecule: messenger RNA, 2524 nt
Organism: Astyanax mexicanus (Mexican tetra)
Lineage: Eukaryota; Metazoa; Chordata; Actinopteri; Characiformes; Acestrorhamphidae
Gene: tmem167b
Product: transmembrane protein 167B
Exons: 3
Coding region: 130-354 (74 amino acids)
Source: RefSeq, a predicted model, not a curated record